AUGGGUUGCCAUUCAAACCGAUGACCAGCUCCACACACGUUUUUCGGCUUUGCGCAAACAUUUCGUGAGCAAUUUCAAUUGAAAAGCGUGUUUUUAAAGUACGCGGCACAUGAAACUUGUCCAUUUUAUAAUUGCGAAUCGUGACAGGCGGUAGCCACAAAUUGCCGGAGUUUCCAAAAGGGAUGGCAACACUGCCGCACGCCGGCCAUGUUAUUGUGAUUUGUAAAAGGUGGAACGUAGACACGUGUUUAAUUCGUGCAGCUCUCUAACGUUGAUAAUUCGCCAGCAAAUAAUCCAAAAAACUAAGAAAAACACGCGAGUGCAACAUAUAUUAUAAAAAACAUCCACAUAGUGAGCAAAAUAAGUUACCCAAGCGGUUGUAAGAGAUCCUUCAAUAUUCAGCGAAAAUGGUAUCCGGUCGUCCUCUACUCUACCUCUCACUGCCCGGUGUAGCAUUUAUACUCGGCGUUUUUUGGUUUCGGCGUAGAAAUAAAAAUCGUUUAGACAAGCCCGAUGAUGAUGACACAUCGACCAUUAAGGACUCGUCGAUUGAACCAAAUGUGCAGGCGCGCAAGGCCAAUGGUGUCCUGCAGAAUGGUAAAUUGCCACAGCAAGCGGCCAGUAAGUCGAUGAACAUCAAUGGUACAGUGGCCAAUGGAAAUGGAAGUGGCAGCAAUAGCGGCAGUUGCAGUGACGAGAAGGAUAGUCCCACUACCAUGUUAUAUGGUAAAUCCGCGCCCAUUAAAAUUCAAAGCAAUGGGCGCUCAACAAAUGGCAAGCAUCAGCAGCAGAUUGAUUCCGAAAUGCUUAAGUCAAAAAUUCAAGAUGCCGAGCAUAAGAAACUCUGCUCCAUAGAUGAAGAUUUCGAAAAUCUAUCAUCGCCACGUGAUCUACCAGAUUCGGUAACUACACGUGUGUCCUUUUACAAUCGUAAAACCAGCCAAAAGACGGUGGAACCGGUGGUGAUUAAGGCCACACGUACACCCAAGAUAUCGCCAGAGAACUCGUUCUUGGACACCAACUACACUACCAAGGAAUGCGAGCAGAACAAUAACUGUGAGCCCAAGGAGAAUGAAAAAGAGAAGGUUGCCAAUAAGGAGCCUUCCGUUAGAGAGUCCAAUGAGGAGCAGGAUCCAGAGCAGACGGUGCUGAAGGAGAAUGUGGUGGAUAAUAAUGGCAACCAGAAGCGCAAUGUGGAUGCAGCCAGUCCAUCGCUUAGCAUUUGCAGUGUUCAAUCGGGCGAUUCCGGCAAAGGAUCCAGCUUGCCACGCUCGGAGGCUACACGCGUAAAGUCCAGCUAUGAGUUCCUUUUUCCCAUCAGUCUUAUUUGUCACUUGUACGGACGCAAAAGGGCUUUUAUUAACCAAAUCAAAGCUAAAACUCUGGCCAGCGUUACUCUAAGCAAGAAUCCCUAUUUGGGCAAGGUGCGCAUUUGUACCAUUGAGGGAACAGAGAGCGAAAUUGAUGCUGCACUGGCCAUGAUCCGUCAACGUUUGCCGGCCAAGCGGUAUCCCAACUUUACCAUGCAACGCAUCCACUUUGCGCUUCCCCAGACCAUAGUUCCUCUUUCGACCGAAAGCAUCUACAAUCUACAACUGAAACUGAUUGAGGGCAUCAACAACGAUGUGGUCGUGAGUGCGGUGCUAUCUGGGUCGCAUCUGUUCAUCCAGCACCCAUUGCAUCCCUCGCAUCCAUCGCUGCCCAUGCUGCAGAAGCAGCUGUACGAUAGCUACUCCACCAUGGAGGCUCCCCUGCUGCCCAGCAUGGAGAUCAGUGCCGUGUGCGUGAUACCAAUCAAUGGUGUCUGGUAUCGUGUCCAGAUCGUUGACACGGAUCCCGAUGAUGAAGAACGUUGCUUGGUCAAGUUCCUUGACUUUGGUGGCUUCAUGAAUGUCGGUUUUAGCACACUGCGUCAGAUUCGCACCGAUUUCAUGAGUGUGCCCUUCCAGGCCACUGAAUGCAUCCUGUCCAACAUUGAGCCCAUCGAUGAGACUUGGUCCAUCGAAGCGGCCGAAAUCCUCAACCAACUUACCAAAGGCAUUGUCUUGCAAGCACAAGUCGCCGGCUACAAUAGUCACAACAUACCAGAAAUCUAUUUAUUCGCUUCUCUAGGUCCCAAUAAUAUAAUCUUUAUCAAUAAGGAACUGGUCGCCAGAAACCUCGCAAAAUGGGUUGAGAUGCGUGACUAACAACAGCCUUUGUGAACAACUCAACUAGUAACCAAGAACUAAAUGAAAACUAAAAGCAAACUUAAACAACAAUCACUCAAACCCAAAAUCAAGCAACUUGGCAGUGCAACAAAGGAAUGCUUGAGUCUUGUGCAACAGGCCAGGCUCUCCAACAAAGAGGCGGCGAAUUCGUGACACGGAUUGUGGAUCCAGCUUUUUGCCGUUAGCAUGUAGCACAUAUAGCAUAUAGCAGCAAAUGGCAGAUUCCAAAACAGAACUGCCAAAUGCAGAGGCCCCAAAACAAAAAAACAACAACAACAACAACAAGUUCGUUAAGUUGUAGAAUGCGACUGAGUCUAGAGAAAGAGCCCCUUAAUCAUUACAUAACAUACAACAAAAAGAACAACAACACAGACACACACACAUAAACACACACACACACGCAUAUAUGAGUAAGAGCAUCGCACCACCUAACACCUCACUAACCCAAAAGAAAAAAAAACAAAUAUGCAAACACACACACACACACACGCAUUACACAACAAGGCAAACGUUUGUUUGUUGACUGCCCAGGAUUGGAUACCAAAAUGGGGGUAAGAGAUCAGCUAGGUUAUGAUUUGUGACCACCACAUGGCACCAAAUGGGCGGGCGGGCAUCCUGCGGAUCGGCUAGAACCGUCGGAUUUGAGAACAACGAACCGCUUAAGAUAUUACCAUACUCAGUUUAUAAGUAGGCAUUACUACCUAGUGUAAAUAGUUUUUAUAAAUUUAACAAAAAUGCAAAAAAACAAAAAUACACUAAAUAAACUUAACUAAAAUA
Molecule: messenger RNA, 2987 nt
Organism: Drosophila eugracilis
Lineage: Eukaryota; Metazoa; Arthropoda; Insecta; Diptera; Drosophilidae
Gene: spoon
Product: A-kinase anchor protein 1, mitochondrial
Exons: 5
Coding region: 408-2189 (593 amino acids)
Molecular function (GO): RNA binding
Source: RefSeq, a predicted model, not a curated record